Messenger RNA from Trichoderma breve, 1818 nucleotides. Its product is annotated as putative TPR-like repeat domain-containing protein. Bases 1 to 1818 code for a protein of 605 amino acids. Gene Ontology annotation, molecular function: protein binding; ribosome binding; 7S RNA binding. Lineage: Eukaryota; Fungi; Ascomycota; Sordariomycetes; Hypocreales; Hypocreaceae. The record is from RefSeq and is a predicted model, not a curated record. Gene Ontology annotation, biological process: SRP-dependent cotranslational protein targeting to membrane. Gene Ontology annotation, cellular component: signal recognition particle, endoplasmic reticulum targeting. The transcript has 4 exons.
AUGUCUCAAGAUCCUCGCAACGCCCUCAGCGCCCUUCUCAGGGCCGCUGAUAUCCAAGACCACGAACAGAUUCUCAACGCCGCCAAUGCCGCAAUAAAGGCCGACAAGAGCGACUAUGCCGCCCAGCACACCAAAGUCGUCGCCCUCCUAAAGCUCGAUCGCUUCGACGAUGCCCUGCGUGUCAUCAGCGGCGGUGGAAUCAAGCUCCAGGCCACAUGCAUUCUCGAGCAGGCCUAUGCGCUCUACAAGACCGGCAAGCUGGAGGAGGCGUCUAAACUGAUCGAGACCGCUGGUCUGGAGAAACGCAGUCUUCGUCAUGUCGCCGCUCAGGUCGCCUACCGGGCCGAGAAGUCUCACGAAGCCGAAGCCAUCUAUCGGAACUUGCUUGAUACAGACGCUGCCGGCGAGGAGAGCGACCUCAGGAUCAACAUCACUGCUUCCGUUGCUCAGUCUCAAUGGCAGGGGCUUUCGUCCUCUAGCCCCGAGUCCGCCUCCGACUCUUUAGAAUCUUUUGAGCUGUGCUACAAUAUGCGCGCUGGUAUCCUGUGUGACAACUCGGACGAACUCACUGAAGAAGAGAAGAAGACGGAGCUACGGUCCAUCCGUGCUCAGCAGGCAUAUCUGUUUGCCAAAAUCGGAAAGCUCAGCUCAGCUUUGGAAGUGUAUGAGAUGCUGGGCCCUGCGACUGCCAAUGAUGGCCGUGACUUUGCCGUCAUUACGCAAAACAACCACUUUGCCUUGGAGGAAACCGGCAACCCAUUCGUACGCCAGCGCAAGGCAGAGUCUUUAAUGGCAUCAGCAGCCCAGAGCGAUCUCUUCAACUAUCAGGCCAACAUUCUCAAGCGCAACAACCUCGUCAUUGAUCUCGGGGCCUACAAGACCAAGGGUGUCGCGGGCAGAACAGAAAAGAUCCUGAGGCAGACAACGCUUCCUUCGGCAAACUCGCAGAUCAAUGCAGCAGCCAUUAUCAACGCCGCUGCCCACACGCAAGGCUUAGACAGCAAGGAGGCGCUCCGCAAGUUACUGGCCGUGGCGGCUAAGCGUCCCAAUGACGUUGGCCUUACCUUGACCAUUGUCCAGCUGCAGCUUCAGCAGGAACAAGCCGGUGCCGCUCUGACAACUCUCACAACUUUCCUCUCCCGCUUAGAAUCUUCCGGGGAGAAGCGAGAUGCCUCAGCCAAGGCAGAGAUUGUAAAGGCUGCCCAGUACUGGCAGAACCGCCCAUCCCAGUCGGUAGGAUCGCUUCUUCUCGAGGCCGGAAUCGAGCUCAUGCGGUCAUCCAAGUCAGACGACCUGUUGCUGGCGGGCUCGUCGUUCGACAAGCUAUUCCGGGAACAGCAGGGCUCUGAUGUGGCAUCCGCCGGACUAGUUGCCGCCUAUGCAGCGUCAGACGCGUCCAAAGUCAGAGAGCAUGCCGACCGGCUGCCGCCUGUCCACGACUUGAUUAGUGGCAUCGACGUGGACGAGCUCUUCGCUGCCGGUGUGGCCGCCACCCCCGGCAGCACCGUCUCCAAGAAGCGGUCAGCCACAGCAGACGAAGGCAACGCCGAAAGGGCAACCAAGCGACGAAGGAGAAAGCUACCAAAGAACCUCGUCGAGGGCAAGGCGCCCGAUCCCGAGAGGUGGCUGCCCCUGCGCGACAGGUCGUCGUACCGCCCCAAGGGCAAGAAGGGCAAGAAGAGAGCCGGCGAGGCCACCCAGGGAGGCAUCGUCAAGGAGGAGGAGACGCUGGGGCUCGUGGGCGGCGGAGGAGUCAAGGUGGAAAAGGCCGCGGCUCCCUCGUCGAACAAUAAGAAGAAGAAGAAGGGCAAGAAAUAG